Messenger RNA from Vicia faba (fava bean), 2361 nucleotides. Lineage: Eukaryota; Viridiplantae; Streptophyta; Magnoliopsida; Fabales; Fabaceae. The record is from the annotation of a GenBank genome assembly.
AUGACCAUUUUUCUGGCCAUGCUAGUUAUUAUAUCUAUGUCCAAAUUAUCCUAUGGAGCUGAUGAUACUAUUACUCAAUCAGAUUCACUUUCUGAUGGAAGCACCUUGAUUUCCAAAGAUGAGACCUUCGAGUUGGGUUUCUUCAGUCCCGGUAGUUCCCCAAACCGCUAUGUUGGAAUUUGGUACAAAAACAUCCCUGUUCAAACUGUUGUUUGGGUUGCAAACCGUGAUAAUCCUAUCAAAAACAACAACUCAAGCAAGUUGAUCAUAAACAAACAAGGUAAUCUCGUUCUUCUCAGCAGCAAUCAGUCUCUUCUAUGGUCAACUAACACAACAAAGAAGUCUUCAACUCCAAUUGUUCAGCUUCUGAACAACGGAAAUUUAGUGAUCAGAGACGAGAAAGACAGUUCAGCUGAUGAAGAUAGUUUCUUGUGGCAGAGCUUUGAUUAUCCUACUGAUACUAUGUUACCUGGAAUGAAGUUCGGAUGGGACAAGAAAAGUGGUAUUAAUCGACGUAUCACUGCAUGGAAGAAUUGGGAAGAUCCAUCAUCAGGUGAUUUUACUUCUUCAUUUGUUAGACUUGACACAAAUCCUGAAAUAAUGUUUUGGAAAGGUUCGGUUGAAAUAUACAGAAUAGGAGCAAUGAUCGGUGUUAUGUCCAGUGGUCUUAUGUCUAUGGGAGUAUCUGGGCUAAGGACUAACCCGCUUUUUAACUACGACUUUGUAAGAAAUGAAGAACAAGUUUAUUAUAUGUACACACUUAAAAACAGUUCUGUGAUUUCCAUAAUUGUUUUGAACCAAACGCUUUUGGUUCGUCAACGUCUCAUAUGGAUUCCGGAAUCCAAAACAUGGAAUCUUUACCAGAACCUGCCACAAGAUAGGUGUGAUGAUUAUAAUGUUUGUGGUGCGAACGGAGUUUGUGUCAUUGGUGGAUCACCGAUUUGUCAGUGUUUAGAAGGAUUUAAACCAAAAUCGCCUCAUCGGUGGAAUGCAAUGGAUUGGACACAGGGUUGUGUAAGAAGUGGAAAUUGGACAUGUGGAGUCGAGAAUAGAGGCGGAUUUCGUAGAGUUGUUGGAAUGAAGUUGCCGGAUACUACAAACUAUUGGAUUGAUGAAAAUAUGACACUUGAUCAAUGCAAGAUCAAAUGUUUGCAGAAUUGUUCAUGCACAGCUUACUCAGGCUUAGGUAAGGGGAACAUUGGUUGUUCCAUUUGGUUGGAUGAUCUUAAAGAUUUGAGAGUUACAGAUGCUGACUUGGACUUAUAUGUUCGAACCGAUGUUUCAGAUAUCGAUGAUAAACGUGGGCGCUCAAAAAAGGUUAUCUUUGCAGUUUCAGCAAUUGUUUCACUAGUUAUUGUGACAUUGUUGGCUUUCUUCAUAUAUAGAACAAAGAUAAAGUAUAAAGUAAACAUUGAGUGGAAGGAAGACAGCAGUGAAUAUGAUCAUGAUGAAUUAGAGAUUCCUUUCUUUGAUCUUACUACAAUCUUAAAUGCCACAAAUAAUUUCUCAAUUGAGAACAAACUUGGCGAAGGGGGUUUUGGACCGGUAUAUAAGGGAAAACUGGUUGAUGGCCAAGAAGUUGCAGUUAAAAGGCUAUCUUGGAGUUCUGGACAAGGAAUAAAAGAAUUUAAAAAUGAAGUUAUAUUAUGUGCUAAGCUUCAACAUCGAAAUCUUGUCAAACUUGUUGGUUGUUGCAUUGAAAAAGAUGAGAAAAUGCUGGUUUAUGAAUACAUGUCAAACACAAGCCUUGAUUCAUUCAUUUUUGAUGCAACUCGAAGUAAAUCAUUAAAUUGGCCUUUGCGUUUUAACAUCUUACAUGGAAUUGCACGAGAUUUUGGUCUGGCUAAAAUGUGUGGUGGUGAUCAAAUUGAAGGAAAAACAAAUCGAAUAAUUGGUACAUACGGUUAUAUGGCGCCUGAAUAUGCUAUUGACGGAUUAUUCUCCAUUAAAUCAGAUGUAUUUAGUUUUGGUGUAUUAUUGCUAGAAGUUAUAAGUGGAAUUAAAAAUAGAACACAUACCUUCCAUCGACAUGAUCACAAUCUUAUUGGACAUGCGUGGAGACUGUGGAAAGAGGGAACUAUACACACAAUGAUUGAUGAAAACUUGAAGGACACGUGUAUUCUAUAUGAAGCUUUGCGGUGUAUUCAAAUAGGUCUUUUAUGUUUACAACAUCAUCCAGAUGAUCGACCAGACAUGACAUCUGUGCUUGUGAUGUUGAAAAGUAGUAAUACUUUACCUCAACCACAAGAGCCAAGUUACUUGUUUAAAAUAAAAUCAUUAGAAAGAGAACUUUUUUCUUAUGAAAAAGAAUCACCAUCUUCAAUAAAUCAAGUAACUAUCUCAUUAUUAGAUGCUAGGUAG